UUUCUCAGAGAUGCCAAAGCCAUGUCCGAACCACCACCCACGGCAGCCACAACGCCCCUCAACCCCCACCACGUCGUCUCCACCGCCGCCACAUCAUCCUUACAGAGUCGGGAGUACCGGAAAGGCAACUGGACCAUCCAAGAAACACUCAUCCUAAUCACAGCAAAGAAGCUCGACGACGAAAGAAGAAUCAAGGUCAGCUCCACCCCCCCGGAUCCCUCCUCCAGCGCAGCCAAACACCACUGCCGAACCGGCGAGCUCCGGUGGAAAUGGGUUGAGAACUACUGCUGGAGCCACGGCUGCCUCCGCAGCCAGAACCAGUGCAACGACAAGUGGGAUAACCUGCUUCGCGACUACAAGAAGGUCCGCGAGUACGAGUCCCGCUCCUCCGCCGCAGCGGCCUCCGGUGACGAGCACCACCCUUCGUACUGGAAAAUGGAGAAGCACGAACGAAAGGAUCGGAAUCUGCCGUCGAACAUGUCCUCGGAGGUCUUCGAAGCCCUCAACGAAGUGGUCCACCGGAGAUACCCACUGAGAACCAUCGCACAGCCGUCUUCAUCCUCAGUUCCAUCACCGGCUCCGAUCUCCGUGCGGCCACCAUCCCCACCGCCGCCGCCGACAACAGCGCCGGCGGCUUCAGAAACAUCAGACUCGUCCGAGACGGAAUGCAGUGAGAAAUUGGAAUCCAAUACGAAACGCAGGAAAGUCCGAAAUAUCGGGUCGAGCAUAGUUCGUAGUGCUUCAGUUUUGGCCCGAACUAUGAAAUCCUGCGACGAGAAGAAAGAGAGGAGACACCGAGAAGUAAUGGAGCUAGAAGAACGAAGAAUGCAAAUUGAAGAAACCCGAAAUGAAGACAACCGGAAAGGAAUUAACGGUCUCGUUUCGGCUGUUAACAAUCUUUCGGGUGCCAUUCAGACUCUAAUUUCGGGUCGCCAAAGCCAGACCUAAUUAGUUGCCAAACCCGCCCAUUUUUUCCGAGAUUUCGGCAACUUGAAAUUUGAAAGUGACAUUAUUUCGGUUAGCCCAUUUUAUUUAUUUAAGGGAAAAUUAUUUUUUCUCUC
This is a messenger RNA of Vitis riparia (riverbank grape), 1061 nucleotides long. Its product is annotated as trihelix transcription factor ASR3-like. The record is from RefSeq and is a predicted model, not a curated record. Bases 22 to 948 code for a protein of 308 amino acids. The transcript has 2 exons. Lineage: Eukaryota; Viridiplantae; Streptophyta; Magnoliopsida; Vitales; Vitaceae.